This is a messenger RNA of Cynara cardunculus var. scolymus (artichoke), 1493 nucleotides long. RefSeq names its product peptidyl-prolyl cis-trans isomerase FKBP17-1, chloroplastic. The transcript is spliced from 4 exons. NCBI's taxonomy places the organism in Eukaryota, Viridiplantae, Streptophyta, Magnoliopsida, Asterales, Asteraceae. The record is from RefSeq and is a predicted model, not a curated record. Gene Ontology annotation, molecular function: peptidyl-prolyl cis-trans isomerase activity. Bases 56 to 781 code for a protein of 241 amino acids.
UAAAAAAAUUGGAAGAACCACAGACGCGAGGGCCGUGGUGGUCGGAAAGAGAAGGAUGAUGUUAAGCUGCGGCGUGUCUACGUCAUCUUACCGUGUUCCUCACGUCGUAACCUUCUGUUACAACAACCCUAAUCAUCCAACCGCUAAACAUGGUGAAUUGGAGUCGGUGGUAACGAGACGAGCUUUAUCUCUCCUCGCAACGUCGAUGGCGACGGCAACAACCGCAAUGUUUUCAGUCCCAAUAUUGUUUUGCGACUCUUCAGCUCGUCGCUCAGAAGCUUCCGCUUCCGCUUCCGCCACCUCCACCUCCACCUCCACCGCCACUGGUACUCAAUUUUCUGAACUGCCUCAAUCUGGAGGUGUAAAGGCGUUGGAUCUUCGAAUUGGCGAUGGAGAUUCUCCCGUUAAUGGCGAUAAGGUUGCCAUUCAUUACUAUGGAAGGUUAGCUGCUAAGCAGGGAUGGCGCUUUGAUUCAACAUAUGAUCACAAAGAUGAAACUGGUGAACCAGUUCCCUUUAGCUUCAUUCUUGGUUCAGGCAAAGUCAUACAGGGGAUGGAAGAAGCAGUUAGAUCAAUGAAAGUUGGAGGUAUUCGUCGAGUCAUCAUCCCGCCAUCACAAGGAUAUCAAAACAUGUCUCAAGAGCCUAUUCCACCAAAUUUCUUUGACAGGCAAAGGCUGUUUACUACAAUUUUCAAUCCUACACGCCUUGCAAAUGGGGAAGGCUCUACUUUGGGGAUUCUCAUAUUUGACAUUGAACUUGUCAGCCUAAACCACCUCUAAACAGUAAACUUCUCGAUCGGACGAGUAAACUACGUUGUUCGUACCUGUCGUUUGUUGACAAUUGCUAUUUUCGUCCCCGUCUUUUCUAAAUUAUGGUUUUCCUCCAUGUGAAUUACUAUUCGUUGUUGUAUUCAUCCGUGUGGUUUACAGGUCAUUGCUGUUUUCGUCUCUCGGUAAAGCACUGAAGGAGUUUUCCUCAGGGACGAAAAACAAUGAACUGCUGACCAUAGGGACUAAAACUGUAAUUUCAAAAGUACAAGGAUGAAAGUCGCAAUUUUUAACAAACCGUAGAAACGAAAAAACGCAGUUUUAAUCCAGCCGAUUACUUGGUCAUCCAAAUAAGGAUAAGCUUCCACCGGCCCUUCCAUCUUACCGUGGCUAUCUAGUCAUUGACCCAUUUGCUUGCGAAACAUAUCCUCACUUCGUGCUGUUCCCUUAUGCAUGAUGAUUACUGAUUCAAAUUGCUGCAAUAAGCCACCUCUCCGCUCUCCGCUACGAGGUUGGCAGCAACGUGAGCCAACACCAGCAGAAAGGAGGAGGAGACGGAAGGCUGUAAGAAUCGUAGCUUAAAAGACCACAUUUCUGUAUUUAUCUUGCACCUAACUAAAAACCCAACAAAAUUUAUCUUUAUCCAUACGUGAUUGUGAUGUAUCAAACAAAUACCGUACACAGUGACCAUUUUGGAUACCCGAAAUCACAAAUAUUUUGGGUC